AAGUGACAAAAAAAGGCCUAAAGUUCCUACUCCUUCCACUCUUCCUCGUCUGGUUUUUGCUCCAUUAUGGAUGCAAGCUUCACAUUCGACGCUCCUAGCGACGAGGAAUACCAAAGCGAAGAAGAAGUGGAAGAGGAGAACGGAGCUCAACAAUCUCAGUCCCCAUGGGAGUUCGCUGCGUAUUCUGAAUCCGUCGCUGAAGAACACGCCCGAAGAAGCACAACUUCCAUAGAUUUCAAGAUUUCCAAAGCUCUCAAAGAACGUGCUGUCCAGAUUUCUAAUCACAUCGACGACGAAGACGCUGAAUUUGAACCGGACAAGCAAGAAAAUUAUCUACCCGAAGAAGUUGACGAUGAGAAGACUGGCGGAGACGCGAAAUCGUUCUUUGCUCCGUCUGAUGGGACUUCGUUUCAUGCGAACUCUUUCAUGGAACUGAAUCUUUCUCGUCCGUUGCUUCGAGCUUGUGAAACUCUGGGAUACCAAAAGCCAACACCUAUUCAGGCAGCGUGCAUACCAUUAGCUUUAACUGGGCGUGAUAUUUGUGGGAGUGCCAUUACUGGUUCCGGAAAGACGGCUGCUUUCACCUUACCUGUGCUGGAAAGGUUACUCUUCCGUCCUAAGCGUAUACAUGCAAUAAGGGUUCUAGUGCUUACUCCAACUAGGGAAUUGGCUGUGCAAGUCCACAGUAUGAUAGAGAAACUUGCUCAGUUCACUGAUAUAAGAUGUUGCCUCGUUGUUGGUGGUCUUUCAACAAAGAUGCAAGAGGUAGCCUUGAGAUCAAUGCCAGAUAUUGUUGUGGCCACUCCAGGGCGUAUGAUAGAUCAUUUACGAAAUUCACAGUCUGUGGGGUUGGAAGAUCUUGCAGUUCUCAUCCUUGACGAGGCAGAUCGCCUUUUGGAACUUGGAUUUAGUGCCGAAAUUCAUGAGCUGGUUCAUCUCUGUCCUAAAGGAAGACAGACCUUGCUAUUUUCGGCUACAAUGACUGAACAAGUUGAUGAGCUUAUCAAGCUUUCUUUAACUAGACCCUUGCGUCUUUCAGCUGAUCCAUCUGCAAAACGACCUGCAAGAUUGACUGAGGAGGUGGUUAGGAUUCGUCGUAUGCGUGAAGCAAAUGAAGAGGCAGUUCUUCUUGCUCUAUGCUCUAAAACAUUCACGUCAAAAGUGAUAAUCUUCAGUGGAACAAAACUGGCUGCACAUAGGUUGAAGAUUUUAUUUGGAUUAGUUGGUUUAAAAGCUGCCGAGCUUCAUGGCAAUCUUACUCAAGUGCAGCGUCUUGAUGCUUUGGAUCUAUUCAGGAAACAGGAAGUGGAUUUUCUCAUUGCAACUGAUGUCGCUGCUCGUGGACUUGACAUAAUUGGUGUUCAAACAGUUAUAAACUUUGCGUGCCCUCGUGAUCUCACUAGCUAUGUUCAUCGAGUGGGUCGUACAGCUAGAGCUGGGCGAGAAGGAUAUGCUGUUACAUUCGUCAUGGAUAAUGACCGAUCUGUUUUAAAAGCUAUUGCAAAGAGAGCUGGAUCAAAGCUGAGGAGUCGAAUAGUUGCAGAACAAUCAAUUACUAAGUGGUCUCAAAUAAUUGAACAAACGGAAGAUCAAAUUGCGGCUAUUCUCCAAGAGGAGAGGGAAGAGAGAGCCCUUAGAAAAGCUGAAAUGGAAGCAACAAAGGCAGAAAAUAUGAUUGCACAUAAGGAUGAAAUCUAUUCACGUCCUAAAAGAACCUGGUUUACAACUGAAAAGGAGAAAAAGCUUCUUGCUAAGUCAGCAAAGGCUUCCAUGGAGAACGGUAAAAAUUCUGAAAAUGAAGUUAUCAGUGCCCAGCAAGCUGAAGACUUGAAAAUGAAGGAAAAGAGAAAGCUGGAGCGCGAGAAAAAUUUGCCACGAAAUAAGCGUCGGAGACUGGAAGCAUCUCGAGAGAGAUUGGAGGAUGAAGAUGAAGCUGACAAGGAGCUAGAACUGGGAAGAAAUGGUAAGGGAAAAGAAGGAAAAUUAUUGGUUGACGUCGCUUAUCGACGGGCAAAAGCUGCAAAGGCUAUGACUAAGGCACAAGUUGCUGGCAAGAUUGUGAAAAGGGCUGGCAAAACAUCAAAACGCCCUCCCCAAAGAACUCAGUCAAGGACAGAAGAGAUGCGUGAAUUAUUCCAGAUUGAUAUGAGUGAAAGGAAACAAAAAAGCACUCAUGCAGCUGGAAAGAAAAAGUCUAAGCAAUUCAAGAGCAAAUCACGGUAUAAACGCAAAUAAAGCAACUAGUUGACAACUUACUUACUGGAGCAUUCUCCAGGCAGCAACUCAGGGGGAAGGGAUGCCUGCUUCAACAUUGAAACGGCCAGCUCUUUCCAUCCUUAUGUUUUCUUCAUUUUUUAAGGUAAUAUUUACGAUAGGUUCUGGAAACUGUAGAUUAUAUAGGAGUAAUCAGGCAUGUUCUUACGUAGUUCUAUCCGUUCCAGAGUCUUAAUUGUAAUCUAUUUAUUUUAGGCGUUUUGUUUUACAAAUCUCCCAUUUUGUUCUGGGGAGAAGAAACUGUAACGAAUUAAUUGGAAUAGUUAGAAAAAAGGGUGAAAAAAAAAUGUAAAAA
Telopea speciosissima is the source of this 2569-nucleotide messenger RNA. RefSeq names its product DEAD-box ATP-dependent RNA helicase 28. The transcript has 20 exons. The record is from RefSeq and is a predicted model, not a curated record. Bases 67 to 2235 code for a protein of 722 amino acids. Gene Ontology annotation, molecular function: ATP binding; RNA helicase activity; nucleic acid binding. NCBI's taxonomy places the organism in Eukaryota, Viridiplantae, Streptophyta, Magnoliopsida, Proteales, Proteaceae.